Colius striatus (speckled mousebird) is the source of this 2547-nucleotide messenger RNA. It is a transcript of the gene SERHL2, whose product is annotated as serine hydrolase like 2. The record is from RefSeq and is a predicted model, not a curated record. The coding region runs from base 888 to 1799 and encodes 303 amino acids. The transcript has 12 exons. NCBI's taxonomy places the organism in Eukaryota, Metazoa, Chordata, Aves, Coliiformes, Coliidae.
CGGUCCCCGGGCAGCCUUUCCCCGGGCCGGCACCGGCUGCCCCGGCGCGCCCUGAGGCGAAGGCCGCGGUGUAGCGGCCCGUCCUGCCCGCCUGGGGAGGCCCGGGAGGACAGCCCGGGAGCGGAGCCCCGGCGGUCCCGGAGAGGGCAGUCGGGCUCUGCAGCAGCCAAGGUGCCGGGCCGUGGUCACGCCGGGAAGGCAGGCCACGGCUGGCAGGAUGAGGCCCAGCACAGGCUACCGGGACUGUCCUGGGCUGUUAUAUCGGCUCCUGAGGCCAAGGUGUAGGGGGGUCCCAGGUGUGGCUGAUCGGCACCAUUAGGAGCUGUCAGCGCUCUCAGGGCCCUGACAGGAGCUUCCGACCUUGCAGAGGGAUGGGCUCAGAAGACACUUUGGUUUGAUUUAAUUGCUGUAGUGUCUCAGGAGGCUAUUUAAGGGAGCGAAGACUAGAGACAAAUUACACGGAAGAGGAUAGUCAGGCUGGCCUAGGGGUCAGAAGGGCGUGGAAGAAAAGGGGAGGUAUUAAGACCACUCCUGGGAGAUCUUCAGGGGCUGGAUAGUACUGGGAGGGGGAGCACAGGAGCCUGAGGCUGAUUAAGGGUUAGAGGCAGGUCAGCAAUCACCCGGCGGAUCGGCAAGGAUGAGAUGGUUUUGAGGUCAAGCAGGUGCCUGACAGGUUGUGGACCUGUAUCCCAUGGCCCUGAGGGGUGCUCAGGAGGGGGACAGCAGUGACCUGCGCUGUGGCUUGUAGCCAGCUGCUCUCUCAAAGGUGCCGACUGGUGGUGUGAAAGAGAAGCACCAAGAGCUCCAGGCCGUUAACAAGAUCCCUGGGACCUGCUCCGAGCACGUGGCUCUCCAGGAACAUCGAUUGCGAGCGCUCUGUUUUGGGCAUGUUCUCAGAGCUGAAGUUCUCUGUGCCCUGGGGCCACGUGGCAGCCAAGGCCUGGGGCCCCUCAGACGGACGCCCUGUGCUGUGCUUGCACGGCUGGCUGGACAACGCCAACACCUUUGACAAGCUCAUUCCGCUGCUUCCCAGAGAUUGCUAUUAUGUGGCAAUGGAUUUUUCUGGCCAUGGCUUGUCAUCCCACCGACCCGCUGGCUCCGCCUACUACUCUCUGGAUUACGUGAUGGAUGUGCGCCGGGUGGCAGCAGCUUUGCAGUGGAGACGGUUCACCCUGAUGGGUCACAGUAUGGGUGGGUCUGUGGCAGGAAUGUUUUGUUUCCUUUAUCCUGAGAUGGUGGACAAGUUGAUCCUGCUGGAAAGUCUUGGCUUUCUGCCAGCUCCAGAGGACACUGAGGCAUGGCUGAAAUCCAAACGGGUGGUGAUUGACAGAUUACUGAGCCUAGAGGCAAAGCAGCAAACCCCCAAAGCACGGAGUCCCCAGGAAGCAUUGCAGAGGCUCUUAGAAGCAAACAGACAUCUGACAGCGGAGGGAGGGGCGAUCCUCCUGCAGCGAGGAGCGACUGAGACACCCGCUGGGCUGGUGUACAACAGAGACAUGAGAGUCCGCACGCAAAAUCGAGAGUCCUUGACGGUGGAGCAGUGUGUGAAGCUCCUGCAGAAGGUCCAGGACCGUGUUCUCAUCAUUGUAGCACGAGAGGGACUCCUGGUACCACAGAAGCUGGACAGCAGAAGCCACUUUGCCAAAGCCCUACAGGAGGAGUUUGAGUCCACCCUCAAAGAGCACAUCCAGCUAGUAGAGGUGCCUGGGAGUCACUUUGUGCACCUGAACGAGCCUGAGGUGGUGUCUGGGAUCAUCAGCAACUUCCUGAUGGCACAGAACGCCAGAGCCAGGCUCUAGGAAGCCCUCGCUGCUGCAGCAGUCCAGGAGAACACAGAGCUAUAAAAGCAGUCUCUGGAGGAACCAGCACCAUUCCUACCUGGCAUCCAACAUCAGUUUCACGAUACCUUUUCCUAAACUUAGCUCACUGCAGGGUGGGAGCAGGUCUGCUAGGGCUUCCCUGGAGGAGAGUUGAGCAAAUUAUCUCAGUGGUCAAAGGGAAGAGUCCUUCCUCCCCUUCCAGCUCUGUGAGUACAGGGAGAGAGGCCCAGAGUCGCCUUCCUUUUGCUUGCUGCCAUCUUGCAUCCUUAAGUGGAGCAGGAAUACAGGCAGAGGCAUCCUCUAGGGGACCAGCAGCACCAGUGGCUCAUCUCAUCUCUUCCUUGAAGGCAGUCUGACCAGUCUCCUCCCAGGAUCAGACCUGAAAAAACAGGAAGUGUUCUGCUUCUCCACUUGCUUCCACGGGUGCCAGAGCACAGAGAAUCACAGAAUGGUAUGGGUUGGAAGGGACCUCUAGAGAUCGCACAACCCCCUGCUAAAGGAGGUUCCCCUCGGUCAGGUCACACAGGAACGUGGCCAAAGGGUCUCAGCAUCUCUGUUCUACUGUGAGAGCUGCUGCUUUUUAAAAGCCUUAAAGAAGAGUUCACCUGGGCCCAGGAGGCCAUUUUCAUGAAUUCCCAGGGAAUGAGUCACUAAUCCUCUAGCUGAAGCGGCUGGGACAACUACUACUAAUGGGCAAGUUGGCAGAGAUGAUUUCUGUCCUUCUAAA